UAGGCCGCGACAGGAUCGCAUGAUGCGCGUGCGCAGCGUUCAUUCUUUUCAUUAUUUUCGUCUCGACAAUAUUUGUAAACCAAACGUCAGUUCAGUUGUAAGAAAAUUCGCGAGUGAAUUGGUCGUUAUCAAAGUGCUCUCAAAUAACUAAUAUUGUUAAAUGAGUAUGAAAUACAAAGUGAAGUGAAUUUUGUUCAUAUUUUUAAUGAAAUAAAAUAUAUAACGUUGUGGACCAAAAAUUGAAAGACAUGAUGUACCUUUCAUGAAAUGGGUUUGUUAAAGCUUUAUAGUAUAGUUGACUGUUGGUAGUUAAUUAAUAGUUGUAGUUAGUGUGAAUAGUAGAAAUUUGUAUAUUUAGUUUGGUACCAAACUGCAAUGAUGGAGGGAAAUCUCAAAAGUAAACUGGCUCUGGUGCUAGUGGCGGCGUGGUUUGGCGCGGCGGCCGGCCAGCCCGUGGAGUGCGACGGCUACCAGUACAACUGCACCGAGGGCCAGUACUGCGACCUGGCCGUCUUCAAGUGCCGCCGGUGCAUCGACUGCGCGGAGUUCAAGCGCAGACCCCCCCGAGACCACACCAACAACUGCAUCACCUCGGUUGUUGACUGCGGAGACUGCUUUGAAGGGUUGACGGAGGACGUGCAGGGGCUGCAGUGCGCGGCGGCGCCGGUGUCGCCCGCGUACGUGUGGGUGGCCAUCGCGGCGGGCGGCGUGCUGCUGUUCGUGGCCGCCGUGGCCAUCGUGGUCUACGUGCUGCGCAACACGCACACCUUCCGCGUCUUCGCCUCGACCACAUCUCUGCAGCCGAGCUGCGUGAGCAGGCCGCCCGCGUCGGCGCCCGAGCCGCCGCCGCCGUACAACACGCUGUACACGCCCGUGCGCCCCGACUCGCCACCUAACGCCCCGCUGCCGCCGCACUUCACUGACGAAGAAGCGGCAAGCCCGUUCAUAAAGCGUCCGCCGCCGUCGACGCCGGCGCGCGAGGCGGCCGGCCACCAGGAGGCCAACGUGUACAACAACCCCAGUUACGUGCGCGGCCCGAACCUCCCCUCCGACCAUCACCCGGCGGAGCUGGUGUCGGAGCCCGAGUACCUGCACGACGAGACCACGGCCGAGAGCGCGUGGCGGCCCGACGACAGCGCCAACAAUAACACACACGACAACUCGGAGGUUGGCAGCAGCAGCGGGUCGUCGAGCGCGGGCGCGGGCGCGGGCGGGCCGCUGUCGGCGCAGCUGGCGGCCGCGCGCGGCACCACGCUGGUGCGCCCGCCCUGCCAGGACGCCACACCCUCCAAGGUGCCCCGCCUUAGACAGGAUACGAACAACAACAGGAACAACCGCGAGCGCGAGGACGAGGAGUCGCUGCCGCGCGCGGGCGCGGGCGCGGCGGUCGGCGCCACCUUCAACAUCCUCCUCAACGUGCAGCAGGUCAACGACGUCAAGCUCUGAGCCGCCCGGCCCCCGGUGCUACGCUACGACGAUCCACGCUUGCUCAAUACUCGUUUGCUCAAGCUGAGAUUUACGAAGCAUUUAACCGCUCAAUGAGAUUAGCUAGUUAUAUGUCUUACACGCGCAUCGGUGUCAGUAUUAUCUAUCUACCUCCGUUAGGUUGAAAGCUAAAUAUAAAUCCCUGACUAGCUGUGCGUUGUAGUGUGUAGUUUAAACGCGAUAUUUUAAAACCCUAAUGUGGGUUAUUUAACUAUUAGGCUAAAUGUAUAUCGUUAGGAUACGUUGUUUACGAACGGUAUGCAAUAUUCGUAAAUAGGUGAUCUUGAUACAUUUAUUAUAAAGCGCGUGUGUUUGUUCCUAGUGAUAAUGUUUACCUAGUUUUAAGGAAAGUCGUAAACACAACUCGAGCACAUUUAAUUUGUUUUAGUUGUGUAUUUGAUCUCGAUGCCAAGGUUACAGUCAUAUCUAUGAAAAAAGUAAAAAAAAAGUCAUACCUUUGGCCAUAGAACCUUUGGCCAUAUUUAAAAUUAAUUGUAGCAUAAUGAUAUAAUAUACUUAUUUUAUUAUAAUAUAGAAAUGCUUUUUAUUCUUUUAUACAUUUUUCUCUGCUCGUCUUUAUCACAGAAUUGUCCUGAGGGAUGAAUGGAAUAGGCUUUGCUCGACUUAAGUUUUGUAGUUAUGUUUAUUUUUGGAUGUACACUAAUGAAACGUAUACUACCUAUAUUCGAAUGAUGUACAAUUACUUUUAUAGGUGAGGACGAUUUAAAACAUCGCAGAAUUUUAUUAUAAUCCGUCAUUUGAUCGAUUUUCGAUUAAAAAGUACAAGAUUAAAUGUAAGCACUGCGUAUAAGCUAACAUUCAACCGAUCCGUUUAAUCCAGAUCAUUGUAAGGAGUGACUAGAGUGGCCGCUAGCCGCGCGAACAUUUGUCAUCGGAAAAUUUGCAGUGUUUUGAACACUACGAGAUGACUUGAACUUGGCCCUGUUUGUUCUCACCUUGGUGAGGCUACUGACUUCGAUUCUAAUCUCGCGAUGGGCUAUUGCUUUUAACAUUGCUAUUUGACGGCCUUCGAUAAGAUAGCUCGUCCGGUGGAAUUCUAUAUCGAUGCAUAUUGGGUCUAAUCGUUAAGUCUCCUGAAUAUUUUAUGUCUUGUCUGAAUUUGAUUGGUCCGCCUAGUUGUGCAACUAUGUUUUUGUGUCUUUUACUUUCAAACGAGCCAAUGAACUUGAGAAUAUAAGGUAUGAUUCACACCGUUCAAACGCAUCGACGUGUCGCAACUACGCAGUAAUAUUUUUUGGUAUUUCUGGUCUGAUAUCACGCUCGUUGUCCUUUGUUCGGUGAAAAUGUAUUGUUACGUUCAAUACUCGAGAAGCUUCAGACAUGUCCUAUGGAUUUGGUCUUAUUUUACUUCCAUAUGUGCUAAACACAGGUAUAAAAGCGUUCAAUGCGUAACAACCGGUCUAUUAGUUAUUCCUAUUUGAAAGUGUUUUUUUUUCUGCUUGGAAGGUAAUAGUUUAAUGUAAGUACGACAUUUUCAUUUUUACGAAUAAUUAGUAAUAGUAAUAAAAAUAUGUAGGUAGAUAUAUAUCCUGUUGUUCACGAAGACGCGUGUCUAGACUCAUACAUUUUGUCGUAUUCUUCUUUAAUAAUAUUAGACGUUCCUAAUAACUUUGUCCAUUUUGGCUUGCAACUUUAGUCCGACGUUCGACUAGAGCAUAAACUCACGACUGUAUCCCAAGAGAGGUAGGCAGUACACAUGACAUAGCUCAAUUUUCAGCGCUAACUAUUGGUAGUUCAGAGUUUUCGAAUGAAAAUGAAAUUGCGGUGUUGCAAUGACAGGUUGUUGGCAAUGCAAAUGUUUUAUUGGAGAAUGGUAGGAUUCUGUCUUUACUUCGAAUUUCAAAAUCUUAUUAUCGGAUCUGAUAUGUAGACGUUAGUUAAUAGAUUUCAUAGGUCCAAAGAAGUCUUAUAUCUCGUCAAAAGUACUUUUAAUAAUUAUUAAUGUAUGAAAAUUGUCUUCCAAAAUAUAUAUUAAUUUUAUUGUUUUAAUAAAUGAUUGUAUAUCUAUUUUUAACAUUGAAACAGAUAAUGCUUUUGGGAUUAUCUAUUAGUUUGGAGUUUAGUGUCUAGCUCUAGCUAACAGCCCGCCUCCUUUUAAAAGCGUCUUGUUGGUUAUCCAUUCAUUACUGGGAACCCGUGGCCUAUUUCAUGAAACUACAACUAACUUACAAAUUACAAGAAGCCCCUUUUUAACUUGUCAUACGAAACAGCGACUGCCACUUGUAUUUUGUACCUUGUAGCUUCGUGAAAUGGGCCACAGAUACAUGUUCACAGCAAUUGAUUUGUUUAUUUUGCAUUUUACAUGAUUCUGAAUGUGCUUUUCUUAACUGUUACUAUAUUAUCUGUCCCUUUGUCAUUACAUUAUUAUAUAUUAUACAUUUACCAAAUACUAGGCAAGAGCAAUGUAAGCGGGUCGCUCUUCGUGAGCUUUUCAUUGUUCUGAAGUAGUUUUUAUUAACAUUAUAGGUUGUAUCGUCUACAGUAUUAUCUGUAUGUGCUUCUCUUUUGAAAAAUUACAAUGUACAGUCAGCACAGAGUAUAUUGUCCUGGAAUAUACGCUCCUAGGUUCGAAUCCCGGUAACAGUUGACAGAGAUUUGUUCAAAUUUGAAUGUUGACAUUUUGUCAAUAGUUAGAGUCAAAAAUAUAUUAUGCAUAUAUUAUAUUAUAUACAUCACUAUGCAUUUAACCCUUAAAUGCAUAGUUAUGUAUAUAUACAUCGUCUAUUUUUGACUCUAUUGACAACAUGUCAAAAUUCAAAUUUGAAUCAAUUUCUGUCAAGGUCAUGCAUUUAAGGGUUAAGGGUCAAAAGUAUUUUUUAACGACGUGGUUACUGUAUCACAUGAUGAAUUGGGACGAUGAAUGAUUUAGGUUUUUUUUUAAAUAUGAACAAUGAGAACAAAUACAUAUGCCAUUUUUUUAAAGUAAAUUUGAAGUAUUAAACGACUAACGAGACAGUAUACCUUAUCGAAGCCUGGUUAAUUUAUAUCACUGCCAUUUUAUUGAAUAUGCGUUGCCUAUUAAUUACUUAAUUAUUAAGUACAGUCGUGUUCAGUUACAUGUAGGUACACUCGCGAACAUUUAUACCUGAACGAACACGCUUUUAUACUCAUAAUAUUAGUCGUGUUUAGAGAUUUUUGUUCGCGUAGAUCUAACUAAACGCGACUAUAUACUCUUAGGUACUACUUUACGUUAUCGCCUUGCUGUUGAUGAUGAUUUUAAAAAGGAAAUGCAUGUAAAAUAAGUUGUUUUUAUUCUCAACUGCCUAGUUUUCCAAAAUUAAUCCAACCCAAAAAUUAUCUAAAAUAGGGUCAUUGCUAGUAUCCAUCCACGUAGGUACGCUAGUUUUCGUCCAUGCACUGAAUAGCAAAUAAUUUUAUUUGCGAAACAUAAUUUUACGUAGAUAAUGUUUAGACAAUAAGGACUGCAAUAAGUGCGGCAAAGAAGGGUUAAUAUUAACAUUUCUUAAAAUGGACAACUAGCGCUGGAUGGAAACUAGCACAGUCACCUUGCCUCUUAUAACAAUGAAUGCUCCCGCGCGGCAGUUAAUUUUGAAAAGGAAAUUUGGACUACGUUUGUAUGAAGAAGCAGCUAGUCCAUUUCCCUCUUGAUCAGCUUUAUAACUAUUUGAAACUUCGAUUCAAGUGCCUUAUUAAUCUUUCAAUUGUUAUUCUGGCUGUGUAUGUGUAGCACUUAUGAAAACACACUGUUUUAUGUAAAUAUACAUAGAUUUAAAUCGUAAUGUAUUUAGUUUUAUUGUAAAAACCUUCCUUAGAGUUUUUCAGAAAUAUUAAGUACUUAAUAUUUCUAGUCACAAGAAAUAAUUGUAAAAGGAAGUUGUUAUGAUUGUAGAGGAAUUUUUUUACAAAUAAAAAUCUUUAUAAAAA
This is a messenger RNA of Leguminivora glycinivorella, 5391 nucleotides long. Its product is annotated as CASP-like protein 4U1. Lineage: Eukaryota; Metazoa; Arthropoda; Insecta; Lepidoptera; Tortricidae. Bases 376 to 1446 code for a protein of 356 amino acids. The record is from RefSeq and is a predicted model, not a curated record. The transcript has 8 exons.